CCCCGUUUUAAGAAAUAACGAUUGACAAAAUGUUUCCGGCUUACGAUUAUCUAUCGGCUUACGACAGACACAAGAAAUUGAUCAACGAUUAUUUUGAGCUCAGGGGAGGCUCGGCGCUUUCUUUACAGCGAGACACGUCUCGGGACAAAACGGACUACGAUGUUAUCAGAGAAAAUCACAAAUUUCUUUGGGACGAAGAGACCGAUACAACCGAUACGUGGGCCACCCGUCUCGCUAAGAAAUACUAUGACAAAUUGUUCAAGGAAUAUUGCAUCUGUGACUUGACUUACUACAAACACAAUAAGGUUGCUCUUAGAUGGAGAACCGAAAAAGAAGUUGUGGUUGGAAAAGGUCAAUUUGAAUGCGGAAGUAAAAAAUGUGGGGUAAAAGAGAGCCUUAGAACAUGGGAAGUUAAUUUUGGAUAUGAAGAACACGGGGAGAAAAAGAAUGCUCUUGUGAAAUUGAGACUUUGCCCAGAAUGCUCGCUGAAGCUCAAUUACAAAUCCCAAAAAAGAGAGAUUAAACGUAAAAAACACUUAAAGCGGUUACAGACAGAUUUAGCCGAUGACAUUGGAAAAGCGUCAAGCUCGACAGAAGUUUCCAGAGCAGAUGUAAAAAUCGAAUUGGAAAGCGAAGCAGAAAGUACAACAGAACCUGAAAAAUUGAAAGUGGCAGAAUCAGAUUUUUGGAAAUCUAAACCCAGAGAGGGUGAAGAAAAAUCAAGAGACGAUGAAUUUGAAGAAUAUCUUGCUGACUUACUUCUGUAAGGAACCUCAUGGUGACAAUAAAACUAUGAACUAAAUGACAA
Messenger RNA from Venturia canescens, 808 nucleotides. Its product is annotated as protein FRA10AC1. The record is from RefSeq and is a predicted model, not a curated record. The transcript has 4 exons. Lineage: Eukaryota; Metazoa; Arthropoda; Insecta; Hymenoptera; Ichneumonidae. Bases 30 to 767 code for a protein of 245 amino acids.